AUGGCUGAACAGAAUCGUGGUGGUCGUGGACGGCGGGCUCGUGGUGGUCGGGGACGUGGAAUCGUUCCUGAAGCAGAUGAACAACCGCGUCUAAGAGACCAACGAGACGUAGAGAUUGAAGAACAGAGAAGGCGAAUCCAGGAUUUGGAGCGACAACUUGCGGAGGCGAGAUUGGACGUUCAAUCCGAAGAAGGAGCGGAAUCUGAGGAUCAAACCGAUGAUGAAGAGGAGGAUGUCAACCCUUUCGGGGUUCCCAACCAGGGACGGAAUCAAGGAGUACGAUCCGGAAAUCAGCCCUCUUCUCGUAAUUUCGGGAUGAAGAUCGAGAUUCCUGAAUUUCAAGGUAAAGCUCAUCCCGAUGAGUUUAUUGAUUGGUUACAUACAGUAGAGAGGAUCUUUGAUAUUAAGGAUCCGACUCAAGAGCAGAAAGUAAAAUUAGUGGCUAUUAGGCUACGAAAGCAUGCAUCGAUAUGGUGGGAGCAUGUGAAAAGGCAAAGAGCUAGAGAGGGGAAAUCAAAAGUGAAUCGCUGGGAUAAGAUGAAAAAAUUGUUGCAAAAGAAAUUUUUACCUACUCAUUAUAGGCAGGAGGCGUUUAUUGAGUAUCACAAUGUUAAGCAACGAGAUUUAACAGUUGAGCAAUAUACCGAGGAGUUCGAUCGAUUGCGGAUGCGUUGUGAUGUAGCCGAGGAAGACGAGCAAACAAUUGCUCGAUAUUUGCGAGUGGCUGCGGAAGGACAACAGUUCCAAACUCCAGAAUCGGUGGUCGGCAAAGAAUCCCGAGGAAAAGCGGAAUUUCCUCAACCAAUUCGACACCAACCGCAGCUUAAGGGUGCGAAUUCUAAACCCGCAUCCAAGGAAGGGCAAAGUAGUGCUGGAAUUAAUAGGGGAGGAGCUACAGCCAAGCGAUGUUUCAAGUGCCGGGGACUCGGGCAUUUUGCUGCCGAUUGUCCGAACGCACGCAUUGUAACGCUAGUUGAUAAUCCAACCGUUGAUGAAGAUCCGGUUUAUGACGAAGCCGAUGAAGGACAAGAGGAUGUGGAUCUAGAUCGGGAUGACAUUAUCUAUGCCGAUUCCGGUGAGUCACUAGUUGUUAGAAGAAUUUUGAAUGUUGCUGUGGCGAAAGAUGAAUUGUGGCUUAGGCAUAAUAUCUUUCAUACCAAGUGCACUAGUGGGGGAAAAGUAUGCAGCAUGAUAAUAGACGGAGGGAGUUGCGAGAAUGUGGUGUCCACUACCAUGGUGGAGAAGUUGGGGCUGAAAACAGAAGAUCACCCUCAACCAUACAAGCUGUCGUGGCUUAGGAAAGGGAAUGAGGUAAAGGUGAGCAAGAGGUGUCUUGUGCAAUUUUCGAUUGGGAAAAGGUAUUCCGAUGAGAUGUGGUGUGAUGUAGUCUCGAUGGACGCUUGUCAUAUUUUGUUGGGAAGACCGUGGCGGUUCGACAGGAAGACACAAGAUGACGGCUUCAGGAAUACCUACACCUUCAAGAAGGAUGGUCGGACUAUUACCCUAGGUCCUUCAGAUUUGAGAAAGGAGGUGAAGAAUAAUUUGCUGUCCAGGUCAGAGUUCCAGGAAGAGGCAAUAAACGCGCCCGAACUUUUUGCCAUUGUGGUGAUGGAGCAGAAUUUUGAUAGUCCCGAAAUUCCCACUCAAGUUCCGCCUUUGCUUGAGGAGUUUGCUGAUGUCGUGCCAGGAGAGAUGCCACCGGGGUUACCGCCCAUGAGAGACAUUCAGCAUUGUAUUGAUUUUAUUCCGGGAGCUGUUAUUCCUAAUAAAACAACUUACAGGAUGAGUCCUAAGGAACAUGAGGAGCUGCAAAGGCAAGUGCAAGAGCUGUUAGAGAAAGGAGCAAUCCGAGAGAGCAUGAGUCCUUGUGCAAGGCCGGCUUUAUUGGUUCCUAAGAAAGAUGGGUCGUGGAGAAUGUGCAUAGAUAGCAGAGCUGUUAACAAAAUUACAAUCAAGUAUCGAUUUCCUAUCCCGCGGUUUGAUGAUUUGAUUGAUCAGUUGCAUGGGGUGACUAUCUUUUCGAAAAUAGACUUGAGAAGUGGAUAUCAUCAGAUUAGGAUGCGACACGGGGAUGAGUGGAAAACGGCGUUUAAGACUAGAGAUGGUCCGUAUGAGUGGAUGGUGAUGCCUUUCGGAUUGUCUAACGCGCCGAGCACUUUCAUGAGGCCGAUGAAUCAGGUUUUUCGUCCUUUUAUUGGCCAAUUUGUUGUCAUUUAUUUUGAUGAUAUUUUGGUUUAUAGUGCUUCGAUUGAGCAACACUUGCAGCACUUGAGAAAAGUAUUUGAGGUCUUGAGAGAGCAGAAAUUGUAUACCAACACCAAGAAGUGUCACUUUUUAGCCGAUGAAGUGACUUUUUUGGGUUAUAUUAUAUCGAAGGAAGGCAUUCGGAUGGAUCCAGUUAAGAUCGAGGCCAUUACGACUUGGGAGACUCCGAAAAAUAUUCAUGAGGUGCGUAGCUUUCACGGGUUAGCGUCCUUUUAUCGGAGGUUUAUUCGGGAUUUCAGCACCAUUAUUGCCCCUCUUACGGAUUGUCCGAAGGGAAGCAGAUUUGUGUGGACCAAAGAGGCAGAUGCUGCAUUUCAGUUAUUAAAGAAAAGGAUGACUGAAGCUCUAGUUUUAGUGCUUCCAGAUUUUACCGAGGUUUUUGAGGUGGAUUGUGAUGCCUCGGGCGUUGGUGUUGGGGGUGUCCCGAGCCAGAAGAAUAAACCCGUGGCGUUCUUCAAGGAGAAGUUGAACGAUGCGAAGAGGAGGUAA
Rhodamnia argentea is the source of this 2754-nucleotide messenger RNA. RefSeq lists its product as uncharacterized. NCBI's taxonomy places the organism in Eukaryota, Viridiplantae, Streptophyta, Magnoliopsida, Myrtales, Myrtaceae. The record is from RefSeq and is a predicted model, not a curated record. The transcript is spliced from 2 exons. The coding region runs from base 1 to 2754 and encodes 917 amino acids. Gene Ontology annotation, molecular function: zinc ion binding; nucleic acid binding.